UUCUCACAGUCUACAGGAGAAGAGCUCAGGUUGGCUUGGAAGCAGAAGGAGAUUUCCUGUCCGCAAGCCCAUCCAGGCUCAAAAAUGAUCCAAGCUCUCUUGGUAACUAUAUGCUUAGUGGUUUUUCCAUAUCAAGGGAGCUCUAUAAUCCUGGAACCUGGGAAUAUUAAUGAUUAUGAAGUAGUGUAUCCACAAAAAGUCUCUGCAUUGCCCGAAGGAGGAGUUCAGAAUGCUGAGCCAGAGACCAACUAUGAAGAUACAAUGCAAUAUGAAUUUAAAGUGAAUGGAGAGCAAGUGGUCCUUCACUUAGAAAGAAAUAAAGGACUUUUUUCCAAAGAUUACACUGAGACUCAUUAUUCCCCUGAUGGCAGAGAAAUUACAACAAGCCCUCCAGUUGAGGAUCACUGCUAUUAUCAUGGACACAUCCAGAAUGAAGCUGACUCAACUGCUGUCAUCAGUGCAUGCAAUGGCUUGAAAGGACAUUUCAAGCAUCAAGGGGAGACAUACCUUAUUGAACCCUUGAAGCUUUCUGACAGUGAAGCCCAUGCAGUCUACAAAUCUGAAAAUGUAGAAAAGGAGGAUGAGACCCCCAAAAUCUGUGGGGUAACUGAUACUUGGGAAUUGGAUGAGACUAUCAAAAAGACCUCUCAGUUAAAUCUUACUCCUGAAGAACAAGACAGAUACUGGCAGGCCCAAAAAUAUAUUGAGUUUUUCAUAGCUGUGGACAACAGAAUGUACAGGAAAUACAAGAGUGAUUUAACUGCUAUAAGAACAAGAAUAUAUGAAAUUGCCAACAUUAUAAAUACGAUGUUGAGACCUUUGCGAAUUCAUGUAGCACUGAUUGGCACAGAAAUUUGGUCCGACAGAGAUAGGAUUAAUGUGCAGCCAGCGGCGAAUGUCACAUUGGACUUAUUUGCAAGAUGGAGAGAAUCAGAUUUGCUGUCACGCAGAAGGAAUGAUAAUGCUCAGUUACUCACGGACAUUGACCUUAAUGGACUAACUUUAGGAUUAGGUUACAUCGGCACCAUCUGCCAUUCGAAGCAUUCUACAGCAAUUGUUCAGGAUCAUACCAAAGAAACACGUUUGAUGGCAUCUACAAUGGCCCAUGAAAUGGGUCAUAAUCUGGGCAUUAAUCAUGACACAAAUGCCUGCAAUUGCGCUGCUGAGAAAUGCAUUAUGUCUCCAACAAUAAGUGGUGUCCCCCUCUAUGACUUCAGCUCUUGUAGUGUUGAGGAAUACAAGACGUAUCUAACUUCAAAACUCCCAGAAUGCAUUCUCGACAAACCCUUGAAAAAAGAUAUUGAGGCACCUGCAGUUUGUGGAAAUUACUUUGUGGAGAGGGGAGAAGAAUGUGACUGUGGCUCUCCUGAGGAUUGUCAAAGCACCUGCUGUGAUGCUGCAACUUGUAAGCUGAAACCUGGGAAACAGUGUGACGCUGAAGAGUGUUGUGAGCAAUGCAGAUUUAAGAGAGCAAAAACAGUGUGUCGGCCAGCAAAGGAUGACUGUGAUGUGACUGAUCACUGCACUGGCAGAUCGGCUGAGUGUCCCACAGAUAGCUUCAAGAGGAAUGGAGAACCAUGCCAAAACAACCAAGGUUACUGCUACAAUGGGAAAUGCCCCACCAUGCAGAAACAAUGUUUUGCUUUAUUAAAGAAUGCGCCAGAUGCUAAUGUGUCUCCAGAUGUAUGUUAUAGAAAUAAUCUAGGAGGGAAUGAUUAUGGCUACUGCAGAAGGGAAAACGGUGUAAAGAUUCCAUGUGAACCACAGGACGUAAAGUGUGGCAGGUUAUACUGCAGACAUGGAAACAUUGUGAAAUGCCAAAUGGAUUAUAUUCCAGAAAAACCAGAUGUUGGAUUGGUUGAACCUGGAACAAAAUGUGGAGAUGGAAUGGUCUGCAGCAACGGGCAUUGUGUUGAUGUGCGGACAGCCUACAGAUCAACCACUGGAUUCUCUAUAAUUUGA
Messenger RNA from Thamnophis elegans (Western terrestrial garter snake), 1962 nucleotides. RefSeq names its product zinc metalloproteinase-disintegrin-like MTP8. Gene Ontology annotation, cellular component: plasma membrane. Gene Ontology annotation, molecular function: metalloendopeptidase activity. The coding region runs from base 85 to 1962 and encodes 625 amino acids. The record is from RefSeq and is a predicted model, not a curated record. NCBI's taxonomy places the organism in Eukaryota, Metazoa, Chordata, Lepidosauria, Squamata, Natricidae. The transcript has 18 exons. Gene Ontology annotation, biological process: proteolysis.